Molecule: messenger RNA, 4388 nt
Organism: Zonotrichia albicollis (white-throated sparrow)
Lineage: Eukaryota; Metazoa; Chordata; Aves; Passeriformes; Passerellidae
Gene: SUSD2
Product: sushi domain containing 2
Source: RefSeq, a predicted model, not a curated record
AACUGCUUCAGUUACAGGUCAGAGACAGAGAAGGGAAACUGCUUUUUAUUUUCUUGCCAUUUUUUCCAGACAGAAGUGGGACAUCAUCUUGUCCCUCCCCAAAGCUCUCCAGGCACAUGGGAGUAGCUCAGUGCUGGCCCAGUUCUCUGAGAGAUAACAACAUUUGAGAGAUUUGAGAUAAGUGUUACUAACAGCUCUGUUGUCUCUUGAUUGCAAAGAUUCAGUCCUACAGACCCAGACCGUUGAGACAAAAAGGGAAUUUCUACAUAUGGGUUUAUCUAAAUAAACACUUCCAGCUCCCUUGCUUCCAGAGCCCAGCUCCAGCCUACAGUUCCUUGUUCCUAUGCAUGUUGAUGGUUUGCUGUCACUGAGCACGAAUAUCCCUUGCAAGAGCUGCUCAAGGGCUCAUUUCUGCUCUGCAGUAGCGCUGUGAGUCACCAGGUGCCACCAGCGAGUCAUCUCAGCCUCUGCUCAUGUGCCCGCCGCUUGGAUUCCACCCACAAAAUUCAAUAUAUCCGAGGAUUGCUCCCAGACAAAAGCUGCCAGGACAGAGAGGAUUUGGGGACUUCGCCUCCCCAGGACAGCCUGUUACCUGCACCUGAGACACUGGGACUACGUGCUUUCCUUCCUAUGGAAAGGAGCUGUCAUUGCUGCCAUUCUCUGCCUGGAUGCCAUUGCUGGAAUUUCAAUUCCACCUCCAAAACUGCAUAUAUGCAAGGACUGCUCUCACACGAGAGACGUGGUGCAGGGGAACAGGCAGAAGUGCUCUGAAAUGGAGGGGAACCCUCUGAUUUAAGCCCUUAAAAUGAUGAAAAAGGGUGAGUUUCCUUCAAUUUAACCCCUUAAAAUUAGGGAAGAGGAGGGAUCUGCCUUCACCUAAAUCAGCCCUCAUGCUGUCACAUCCAGUGCAGUAAGCAUGCUUCCUCUAGAUCUCAUUAUCUUCUGAACUGAACUGUACUGUCAGCAUGUAUUCUUUAUCAUUCUUCUAAGUGAUAACAGGUUUUAGUUCCUCCAGCAAAAUUAAAGCAUAGAACUUUUGCCAAUGAGCCCGUGGCCUUGAGCUUUGAAGCAGAAAUGCUUGUAAAACAAUAAACAUCUACCUCCCUUUCAGAAAAACUUGACUGUUAAUGUGAAGGAGUUGCAAUGGCUAUCUCCCCUUCAAUCUUUUCUUUGAUUGGAGAUGACCUCUGAAAUGGAGCAUUUCAUUCAGUGUUUUGCUUCAGUAAUUUACAACAAACCUUUGAACAGAGAGAAUCUUGUUUAUUUCUGGACACCCGUUUCCACUAAAGGCUUUUCCCAGACUAGCACGAAGACUAGCACAAUCAGCCAUCCUGAAUCAUCUGGACAAAAUAUGAAAUUCAUUGGCUUAGAUGUUUCUUUCUUCAUUCUUUCCACCCUCACUGCUCUUUGGAAUGCAGGAGCUGAAGACUCUUGUGCACAGAGAUGUGGGGAGCUGCUUGGUACCUGUUCUUGCCAGGUGACAUGCCAGUCCUUGGGGACAUGCUGUCCUGAUUAUAAAGAAUUUUGUCUUCAAAUUUCUCCAUACUCAGGAUCUCUUAUGGGAGGCAAAGACUUUUUGAUUAACAACACAGCAUUUGAUCCCUCUUCUAAGCUAAAAUGCAGGUUCAAGAAGGAGAUCACAACCAGUGGCUAUAUUGACAAGGAUGGAAAAGGCCACUGCAUCUCCCCAUUGCUUUAUGAGACUGGUUUCAUCCCUUUUGAAGUUUCUGCAGAUGCUGGGUCAACGUUUCCCUACUCUGGAACUUGGUUAUCAGUACAUCACAGCAAAGUUUCAGAUGGAGAAAAAUGCACUUUGGUAAAUGAGACAAAAUGGCAAUACUAUGGCACCUCCAACAUUGGUGGAAACUUAACUCUUACCUGGACACGCCAGACAUUUGAAACAACUCAUGUCAACAUAGAAGUCUGGGGAUACCAGGAAACAGGUGACAGUUAUUCAGAAAACUGGAUGGCUGAAUGGAAAUACCUUUAUACUUUGGCAAGAGAAACCCCCAAUACAGGGAAAUAUUCUUUCUUUCCUGUACCUGCUGAGGGAAAUUACAGUACAUGGGACUAUGGAAUUUUGAGAAUUAUACCCAGCAACUAUUUUGAUGGGCAGAGCAAUAUUCCAUCAAUCUGGAGCCCAGACCAUGCAUUGGCUUGGCACCUUGAGAAAGACUUCAGAAAUGACCCAAAUGCAUGGGCAACUGCAAAAUGUAUGGAAUGGGACAGAAAGGAAGAGUUGCUUCCAAAUUUCAAGGAAGAAAUUAUAGACUGCCCUUGCACCUUGGCACAGGCAAGAGCUGACACUGGCAGGUUCCAUACAGAUUAUGGCUGUGACAUUGAAAAGGGGAGUGUGUGUACUUAUCAUCCUGGUGCUGUGCAUUGUGUAAGAGCCAUUCAAGCCAGUCCCCAGUAUGGGGCUGGACAGCAGUGCUGCUAUGACUCCACGGGAACCCAAAUCCUCACAUACGACUCCACCGGAGGCAGCACACCUGAUCGAGGACACGACUGGGGCUCACCACCUUUCUUGAAGCCUCCCCGGAUACCUGGCUUUUCCCACUGGCUUUAUGAUGUUAUCAGCUUCUAUUACUGCUGUCUGUGGUCUGAGAAUUGUGACUUCUAUAUGAAAAGGCGGCCCUCUAGUGACUGCAGGACGUACCGCCCUCCCCGAGCUGCAUCUGCUUUUGGGGAUCCUCAUUUCUUUACAUUUGAUGGUCUGAACUUCACCUUCAAUGGCCUAGGAGAAUACACAUUGGUAGAGUCUGAUCUCACAUCCCUGAGAGUGCAAGGGAGGACACAGCAGGCACACUUUCCCAAUGGAACUGGGGCUCAGGGGACAGGCCUGUCUGCAGUGGCCAUGCAGGAGAACAACUCUGAUGUGAUUGAAGUGCGCUACUCUGAGGAUUUGCACCUGGAGGUCCUCCUGAACCAGAGGGUUCUCAACUUCUCUGAACAAACUUGGAUGGACUUGAAAGGUCUCUUUCUCUAUUCUACACCUGAUCAGAACAUCACAGUGAUGUUCUCUUCUGGGUCUGGAGUGGAAAUAAGGGGAAAUGGAGGAUUUCUGACCCUGACAAUUCUGCUCCCAGAGAAGUUUAUGAAUCACACAUGGGGUCUCUUUGGAGUAAUGAAUGACAAUCCACAGGAUGACUACACCUUCAAGAACAAAACCACCAUGUCAGUUCAUGCAAGUCCCCAGCAGGUGUUUGAGUUUGGAGCUAGCUGGGCAAUUGAAAAUGGAACUUCUCUCUUUACUUAUGACUCGGAGUUCUUACUGGACAGUUUCUUUUAUGGGGACAAGCACAAUGCCUCCUUCCUGCCCGUGUUCUCCCCUCCUGAGGACCCUGCUGAUCCCCAGCUAGAAGAGAUGGUCUCACACUGUGGCUCGGACCCAUUCUGCAGAUUUGAUGUCCUGACAACAAGAAACCUUCAAGUGGGAAAUUCCACAAGGCUUUCCCAUCAGAAUCACAAGCUGCUGGUAGAACAUCUAGAGCCAGUGAUCUCUUGUGGCUGGCUGGGUCAUCCAACCAAUGGAAGAAAGAAUAGUACCAACUACCUGCUGGGCUCAACCAUCAAUUUCACCUGCAGUGAGGGCUAUGAACUCACAGGCGGGUCACAGGAGAGAACCUGCCAAGUGUCAGGAGCCUGGUCAGGAGAGACACCCCAGUGCAGCCAAGAAACAGCUAUCAAACAAGUAAUUGUUAUUGGCAGUGUAUUUGGAUUAGUGGGCCUUGCAGUCCUGGGACGUCUGGGUUAUUUAUGCACAAAGAAGAGUGUUCACAAGUAAUAGAAUGCCAGAUAAAAUGGAAUCAAAAUUGAGUGAAUGGAAACAAAACGAGGUUCCAGCCUUUGGAAAGAAGACUCUAUGUGUAAAGAAGAACCUGAACCUGUCACAAAAAAAAGGAAAAAAAAAAGCACAGUGCCAAGCUAACAGAACACUGAUAUUGUUUUUCAGUAUUUCAUCACUUAAAAAUGCUACAUUCACAACAAAUUCAGCUCCAAGAAAUAAGAAUGUGGCAUAUUAUGCUGUGAUAUUAAAAUUUAUGCGUGAAGCCACGCUAUUAUAUGAAGACCAUUUUUUGCUCUCUGUAUGUGUCACAAAGGCCAAAAGAAAUGUAAGCAUAUUUUCCCCCUCAAAAUCAACUUUAUAUGGCAGGAGGUUUCUGUAUGCUGAAAGUGAGAUGCCUCCACACUGUGUAUUGAUACAAUAGUUAAGGCCUUCAAACUGUAUUUUGAUUGUUCCCCUUCAGAAUAGCAAAUUGUUCUCUGCCUGUAUGGGUUGCUAUUUGAUUACACAGCAGUGUUGUAAAAGGGGUACAAGGAUGUACCUUGUACAAAGGAUGUUUGCCCUAUUUCUGUUCCUGACAAAGCAACUUUUUAAAUGCUUU